UGGUCCUCGACCCUCGGAAUUCAAUAUAGCAUCUGUCUUCCACCGUUGUCGGUAUAUUUUGUUAGAAGCCCAAGUCGUUGAUACACAGUAAAUUUGUUCAAUCUUGUACAAUUAAGAUACACCGUUUUCGUCCAAUCUUCUAGUCGCCACCUGCAUUCACCACCAACUGUGACUUACUCCUCGGCCUCGGCCCGUCAAGACAGCGACAGUUACAACAUUCUUCAGCAUGGGUUUCCCAGCGUCGCAACCAAUGGCGGGGCACUCGUCACUGACAGGCAGCCCGAAACUGCCGUCAUUCUACUCUCCUCGAACACAACCAGCCGCCAUCACGGAUGACGUACCCACAAGUGAAGCGACUGCGCUAGAUGGCGAGCCGCAACUGCUGCAAAAAACAAAAGGGACACCGAGCACGCGCCCUUCCGCUUCCAUCCUCGGUGGAGCAUUGGGACACGAACAGCCGCUCCCGCCCCCUUCCCUCCUCUCGCCGGCGUUCACCCCGCCCGGGACGCCCGGAACAUCAACCCCGAACACCUCAUCUCCCGUACCGCUCGGUGUGCCCGUUGAUAGCAGUGUCGAGUCGGGUGGCUGCGGCUCCAAGAGGCCACGCCUGUUGGAGAAGCUCCCUGAGGUACAAUGUAUAGUGCGUGCACGCAUUCCAACCACCGCGGGCACCCAGAUGUUCUUACACCUCUACACGAAUAAUGUCGACAACAAAGAGCACCUUGCCAUCGUCUUUGGGAACAACAUCCGUAGCAAGAGCCUCGACGCUGUACGACCGGGAGAGACUGAGAUGGACCGCAUGAUCAGGGGUGCCUACACGGGGGUUCUGUAUCCAGGAAGAACUAGCAGCAGUGCAGCCGAGGCUUCGGAAGCCAUUCAAAAGCAGCAACAGCAGCCCGACGGCGGGCGCAACGACAUUCCUCUCGUCCGUAUUCACAGUGAGUGUUACACGGGCGAGACAGCCUGGUCGGCGCGAUGCGACUGCGGAGAGCAGCUCGACGAGGCGGCACGGCUCAUGUCUCUGCCAUCAAACGCCGCUGGCGGCAUCAUCAUCUACCUGAGGCAGGAAGGGCGUGGAAUUGGUCUCGGCGAGAAGCUCAAGGCAUACAAUCUACAGGACCUGGGAUCCGACACGGUUGAGGCGAAUCUGCUUCUACGACACCCAGCGGAUGCGCGGUCUUACGGUCUCGCGACGGCGAUGCUGCAAGACCUAGGACAAACAGAGAUCCGGCUCCUGACCAACAACCCCGACAAAAUCCGAGCAGUAGAGGGUCCCAACAGGGAAGUCGUGGUCCGUGAAAGAGUGGCAAUGGUACCGCUGAGCUGGAGGGGAAGGGGAGGAUUCAGAAGUAAAGAGGUGGAGGGUUACUUGAAGACAAAGAUUGAGAAAAUGGGCCACAUGUUGGACAGUGGGGCGAUGCCUUCAUGAUUCGCAGCAAGGCGUGGGACGAAACGCGCAGGACUUUGUGACGCGUUCGUUGGGCUACGUGUAAAGGCUCAUGUUGAAAAAAGCAAUCGUCAAGUCGCAAAGCCGAGCAGCGUAGGUACCUAGAGACACAACCUGCUGCCCAAGUGGCUGCGGGGUCCAAAACCAUUGGCUUAAGCUAGUUCUAGGGGUUUUUUAUGAUACAUAUACACUCCAUUUAAACGGGUUACAUAUCACCAUUUAAAGUAGGAAUUUUGAGAAUUAAACAUGUCAGGUAAUCAUGGAUGCAUGGAAAUAUAACAAAGUUUGUCG
Pyricularia grisea is the source of this 1738-nucleotide messenger RNA. RefSeq lists its product as uncharacterized. NCBI's taxonomy places the organism in Eukaryota, Fungi, Ascomycota, Sordariomycetes, Magnaporthales, Pyriculariaceae. The record is from RefSeq and is a predicted model, not a curated record. Bases 227 to 1429 code for a protein of 400 amino acids. Gene Ontology annotation, molecular function: GTP cyclohydrolase II activity. Gene Ontology annotation, biological process: riboflavin biosynthetic process. The transcript has 3 exons.